Messenger RNA from Mobula hypostoma (lesser devil ray), 8900 nucleotides. RefSeq names its product patatin-like phospholipase domain containing 2 (gene pnpla2). Gene Ontology annotation, molecular function: triacylglycerol lipase activity. Gene Ontology annotation, cellular component: cytoplasm; lipid droplet; membrane. The record is from RefSeq and is a predicted model, not a curated record. Gene Ontology annotation, biological process: lipid homeostasis; triglyceride catabolic process; positive regulation of triglyceride catabolic process. The coding region runs from base 184 to 1635 and encodes 483 amino acids. The transcript is spliced from 9 exons. NCBI's taxonomy places the organism in Eukaryota, Metazoa, Chordata, Chondrichthyes, Myliobatiformes, Myliobatidae.
GCUCCCAAGCAGAGCGGAACUGAGCCCAGCAGAGCAGAGCAGAGGAGGUUAGGAGCCGGGUGUUUGGAAACGUCUGUGCGGCAGCUUAGCGGAAGAUGUGAGUGCGGCGGCCAGAGGGUGUCAGAAGCCGGUUCCAAGUACGUUUGCCGGAGGGCGUCGUUUGAAGUUGAGCCCACAGAGGAGAUGCUGCGGCCCGAGGACUCGUCCUGGAGCAUUUCGUUCGCCGGCUGCGGGUUUCUGGGCAUCUACCAUGUCGGAGUGGCCAGCUGCUUGUGCGAGCAUGCCCCGCAGCUGGUGCACAACGCCAGCAACAUCUACGGGGCAUCGGCCGGCGCGCUGACAGCCUGUAGCUUGGUCAGCAAAGCCUGUCUCGGAGAAGUUGGUGCAAAUAUUAUUCAUGUUGCUAAAGAAGCACGCAAGAGAUUUCUGGGCCCACUGCACCCUUCCUUUAACAUGGUGAAGAUUAUCCGUAGCCGACUUUUCAGGGGGCUUCCAGACAAUGCGCAUCAGCUAGCAACAGGUCGACUGGGCAUUUCAUUGACCCGUGUGUCUGAUGGAGAGAAUGUAUUGGUGACUGUGUUCAACAAUAAAGAGGAGCUUGUACAGGCCUGCAUAUGCAGCACAUUUAUUCCUGUGUACUGUGGACUAAUACCACCAACACUGCAAGGAGUGAGAUAUGUUGAUGGAGGAAUUACAGAUAACUUACCUCAGUAUGAACUGAAAAACACAAUUACAGUGUCUCCCUUUGCUGGAGAGAGUGACAUCUGCCCUCGGGAUUGCUCCAGCAAUAUGCAUGAGUUGAGAAUAACGAAUACCAGCAUCCAGCUCAACCUGCAGAACAUGUACCGUCUUUCCAAGGCUUUAUUUCCUCCUGACCCCGAGGUGAUGCGGGAUAUGUGCAAGCAAGGAUACGGUGAUGCCCUUGACUUCCUCAAAAGGAAUGGUUUGUUAAACAGGCCACAGCCUUUGUGCAGCUCACCCCUGUCUGCUCCGAAUCAGUGCGAUACAUUUGCUGAUGAUGAAGACUUCGACGAAGAAGCAGCAAUAGAAACAGCAGAGGGAAAUCAAAUAGGAGUACGAGGAUGUUUCAGUAAGAACAAUGACCAGAUUCUGGAGCACUUGUCACCACGGCUUCACCAAGCACUAAUCGAAGCCUGUGCUGAGAAACGAGGUUUACACACCGUCUUUUCAAACUUGCUGCCAGUCCGUUUGGUUUCUGCCAUGAUGGUGCCGUAUACUUUGCCCCUGGAAUCUGCAGUUUCAUUCACCAUAAGAAUCCUGGAGUGGUUACCUGAUCUCCCAGAAGACAUUGACUGGAUGAAAGAUCAGAUCGCCAAUGUGUUGUGGUACUUCGUCACAAAUGCCAAGGUGAAACUAGGACAACAUCUUUCCACAAGGCUGCAGUAUGAUAUGAGGCUACAAAGGACCCAGAGUCUUUUCGUACUACCGGCGCCUUCCGCCAGCUCUGUCCGGCAGUGGGUCCGAAGCAAUACUUCGGUGAUGGAUCUCAUUGUGAAAUGUGAACAGUACCAACGCCACCUGUGGCCCAGCAUGCCCCUUGUGAAUUGGAAACCUCAGGGUUCCUUCUGCCAGCAGGAUCUUGAUCAUGGUUUACUAAUGAAACCAACCUUAUGAACCAAAUUUGACGAUUAGAAAGGGCACACUUCCAUACAGAGCACCUCUUCCUUUAAGUGUCAUGUUAUCAGCAAGCUUUACACACAUCUUGAACAGUUUCUUCUUUUGUAUCAAUCAAUGUCCCUCAUGGAAAUAGCCAGUUUGAAAACCUGUGGAAUUGGACGAACCACUCAUGAAGCCAAGCCACUAAUCAAGCAACUUCCAGCAGAACAAGUUAUUUUCAGUAAACUCUUUCUGCAGAAUGUUAGUCCGUUUGCUGCAAUGCAGAUGGGAUAUCCAGUUCAGUACUGUGAUAUUGUGAUAUUUUUCAUUUAAUAUCAUUCUUUUGAAAUAUGAAUUGAAACUUUACCAAGCUUCACUUUUAAGUAUUUAACUAAGAACUUAGUUUGGUAAAAAUAAAUUUUGAUGAGCACUCAGUCGAAGUAAUGGAGCUGAAUUUUAGCUGGUGAUUUGAAUCUCCAAAUGGAAUAGAUAGUUCUCAAACUGAAGAAAUCAACAGUGAAACUCCCAAGAAAAUUUAAUCUCAUUUUUAAAAAUUCUCUAAGUGGAGGUGCCAUAUUUACAAAAUUCUUUCUAGAUGGAGGUGCCAUAUUUACAAAAUUAUUAGUUUCUACUGAAGUUGCUAACUGGAAAUUAUGUAAUCAUUUUCAUACCUCAUCAUUGAACACACAGGAUCAGUGCAACACCUCUAUGCCAGAUUAAUGCAAUUUUACGCUACUUCUUUUUGUACAUUUUAUUUGGAAUUACUCCUGAAGAGUAUUUAAAAUGCUAUUCUUUUGUUUAAAGUCUUGCUAUUUUUGAACCUGCUGAAUGUAUUUGGUGCUAAAAAUUUUGCUGUUUCAAAAAAAGUUUAGCUGUUUGUAUUUAAAAGUUGUUUCAAUAUGAUUUGUUGUAAUAUACUUUGAUCACUCAAUUCAUAUAUCAAAUUACAGUUUAUUUUUAAGGUUAUUUUGUUUUGAAACUGCAAUUUUGACAUUUUAAGACUCCCCAAUAUUAUCUAUGUCCUUUAGCUUUUUGGGAUAUAACCUCUGAAUUUCCAUGCUUGUGGAGUCAUAUAACUCAUUACUUGUAGUAUAAAAGCUAUAUUAACAGUCGAAAUCCAUAUAAGAAUUUCCCUUCUGCUUCCAGACAGCCAAGACGAACUAGAGGCUACCUACUCAUUGUUUGAUUAACAGAUAGUUUAGGGCAUUGAGGUAGGUGUAAGGUUUUUUUUAAAAAAAAAAGGCAUUUCUUGGAAGUUUAUUUUAGAAUUGAGUGUGUUGUUAGUUGGGCAGUCGUGAGUAAAAUGGCAAUAUGGUUUGAACUGCCUGUUAUUCAGAAAUUGGACAUUUAUUGGUCUUGAUUAAUGGGUGCAAUAGCUAGUGUGGAUUUUGUGUUGCCACCUGCGAUUAAUUUCUGACUUGUGAUGUUGUUUCUUUCAAACUUUAACACAUCCGUUAUCAUUGACCAUUGCAACUCAACGGGCAGUUUUAGGAAGGCAGCAUUCCAGUCAGCUCCCUUCUGAGAAGCUAUUCUAUCAUUUUUUAAUCAUCUUUGUGUAAAAAGUGCAGAGAGCCUAGAGGUGUCUUUUAAGCAUGCUAUAAUUUUUUUUAUUAAUUCAUAUUUGUGGCACUAUUGACCAGCAAUUCAUCCCUGGUCAGUAGUAGUCAGGUGUAGCCUCUGAAAUUCAAUACUUUUUGUGGACUUUCAAAACCAAAGUAACACAUUGACAAGGGAUGAAUUGCUAGAUAUUUUAUAGAUAUGUUUCCCAUCUAGAACUAUAGAGAAUCCAGUGUCAGUUAAUAUCCUGAUGCAGUUAUUAACAUUCCUUUUUGGUUUAUUGGAUAGGUGGAACAAGAAAGUGAUGGACAGUUACAUAAUACAUAAUGUAACUAUCCUCCUUUCUGCUUUAGGUCUUUUUCAAUAUAUUACUGAGGGAGUUGACCAGUGGCUUGUUGUAAAGCCCUUUGCUCCAUGGAGUUGUGACAGAGUAGCCUUAAGUUUCUCCCCUCUACCAUUUUAAAUUGUUGCUUUGAACUUUUUAACUAAUUGUGUCAGAAGAUAAAAGUACAGCCAAAUCUGAUUGUACAAACUCAGUGACAUAAUCGAGGUGAAUCUGGCCAUCCCAUUUUGGUAUGUGUCUGAAUGGCAAUGGACUUGUCAUAUUACUAACAUGGACCAAUGACUUUGAUAUCUCCCAUGGUACAUUAUACUGAAGACUAGAACACUUACCAAUUCAAGCAAGGAAGACAUCUCUGCCAUGGUGAAAAAUAGAUAUAAUACCAUGUAAAUAUUAUGAAGUAAAAUACUGUACCUGUGUACUCUAUUAGAAUUUCAAGAGGUUAAUUAUGUUAUGCUGAAAUUAAUUUUGAGAAUAUUGUAUAGGAUGUACAUAGCCUUUAUUCUAAAAGAUAAAGAUUCCACAAAGUUAUGGUCAAUUUUAUUUUUCUGAAAAGGGGAUUGAUUUGUUAUUUAAACAAAUUGUACUUAUUUAACUAAGAUUGUAUUAUUUUUGAAGUUAGUAUUUAAAGUUCCAAUUAUAGAUUAUAUAUUGAGGUGCAGAGCGAAUAAGAGAGAUUGUAAUUUGGAAAAGAUUAAGCAGAGUUAUGUUGGAGAGAUAGGGUUCACUAGGAUUCUACAAUUCCUUGGCACUUCAUGGGAAACUACAUGUGAAUGAAUGAAGUCAAAUGGAAGACAAUAUAAGUGAAAUUCCCACAGGCGAAUUUCAGAGGAGCGUCACUGGACAGGAAUUGCUUGUUGAAAGCCUGACUUCUUUUGCCUUCCUGAGGUUAUUUGAAGUACUGCAAAUAUAUUACCUGUCUAGCUAAAUUGAUGUUUGCCACAAAUUGGUCCCUUUGGUCCUUAGCUCUAUCUUAUCUAUGUGUAUAAAAUCUCUAAGUCAGAAUCAAUUAUCAGCAAACAGUCUAAUUCCUUUUACCAUUUCUUUAAAGUUUAACAUUUCAACUUGCUUGAUUGCAAAACUCUGGUAGAAAAUAACACAUAACCAUAGUUAGCGUAAGCCUACUCGGGGAGUCUGUGGUGGGUGAUCUUCUUGCCUUCAAAUGUGUUCUUAGUAGGCUGAUUAAAAGUUGAAAACUUCAGGCAGAAGUCAGAGAAGGGACAUUGCUACUUCCAUCAACAUUAUAAUCCUAGCCAUCUUCUGUGUCAUACUGGUUUGUAAGAUUGUCUUAAGAUACAUUCUUGUUCUGCCAAUUAUCUGACUGAAAACAAUAUAAACCUCAAAUUUUCAUUUUGUUUUUAUGUCAGACAAUGAUUUGUAUUGUAAAAUUUGAUUCAUGAUUGCAAUUAUUGUUGCCUAUAAGCUGAUACAAAAUCACCAUGCAGUGACAAAGAUUUUCUCUGAGAUCAGACUGCUUAAAGUUAUUUAAUGUUUUCCAAAGCUCAAUUUGCUAUACAAUUAUAACUGGUUCUGUAUCUUUGUGUAAGGAAUAACUCUAGAUAAUAAAUAUAUAAUAUCAAGUGCACUUGCUAAGAGCGUUUCUCCACGAAGAGACACUUGUUUUUAAAUUUGUAACACCGAGUUUAGCUCCAUAAUGUAUGAAGGGUGUAGCAUUCAGUAGGAUUUUAUUUUGAAUAUUUCCAUAUUCUCACACAAAUUCAUCCAGGAAAUUCCACAGAAUUACUGGCAAAAUCUGGGUGAUUAGGUUAACUGAAUUUAUAUCUACAGAGAAAUGAUCAAAAUAAUGGUAGGACUUAUUCAAAUAAACAGGGGAAAUACUUUUAUCCAGGGAAUGGCAACAACACACAAGUUAGCAGUUAGUAAAAGAAAUUGUUCUAUGCAGAAAUGCCAAGACAGUGAUGGAAAUAAAAUUUAUGGUAAUGGAUAGAAAUGAAUAGGUAUUUGAAAAGGCAAAAGGAAAGAUGGGUUUGAGAUAGUAGAUUGGCAAGGAUUUGAUGGGGCGGAAGCACUGGUCUGUGAAAAAUAGAUGAAUCUACUAGGACUGUUUUUAUAAUGUUCAAGAACUUGUCUACAUUAUGAUGAUUUGUUAUACAUACUCUGUAUGUAGGAUUAGAUUGUUCUUCACCCUGUGGCUGUGCAGAUCCCAACGUUUUUUAUACUCGGGCAACCCACAUAAAAGUUGCUGGUGAACGCAGCAGGCCAGGCAGCAUCUGUAGGAAGAGGCACAGUCAACGUUUCGGGUGGAGACCCUUCGUCAGGACUAACUGAAAGAAGAGCUAGUAAGAGAUUUUUAUACUCAUUUGAUUUUUCCAUGGAGUAAAAGUUGGGGGAAGAUUUGUUAAGAGUAUGUUUUCUGCACUACCAACUUACACUUGCGUCAGUGAAGACAAAACUGUUGCCUAAUUUCUUGAGGACUUGCCAUCUCUUUAAAGUGGAAGAGAGCUACGUGAAAUUUUGCUAAAUUGGUAUUGACAAAUCCUUAUGGUUCAGAGAGCUAAAGUCAUGUUUUUUUUUUCUGUCCUCAGCCCCCAGUUCUAAUACACCAUUUAAAUAACUCAAUAUUACCUAGAUUAACUGGCCCAGAUUUUCAUAAUGCAGUCUGACUUGGGUUGGAUGUAAGAAACUGAUCCCAAUGGCCCUCUGCAUCCUUGCUUAGAUGGCAAGGCUUAUACCACGUUGGGUCUUGGGUGGGAUAGCACUGAAAUCUCAAGCCUGGAAAGUCGCAACAUGUUUUGGGGAGAAAACCGUGAUUUGCGGAAGGUGUCAUUGAUUCAAAUGGUAAAGCAGUAAGUAAAGAAAAAUGAAAAUAAUUGAAAUAAUCUAAAAUAUAAAGCCAAGUAAAUGGGGUAGGAGAGGAAGGUGGGAAAAAUACCUUCCCUUUUGUCUCUUCCCCUAAUGCAAGCCCAGUAACUCCAGUGAGACCUCCAAUCCGACACCAGGUCUACCUUAUGCAGGAUCUGAGAGGUGAUUUGCCCAUGUCCCCAACAAGAAUGGCCUCCUUUCUUGGACUCCAUGCAGUUUGCCAGACCCUCUCUCUGCCACCCAUCCCCACCACCUCCAGUCUCUCUGCAAGUUCAAGGCCCAUUGCAUCUACAUUUGACUCUGGAACUUGGUUCCAUCUGAAUGGAAAAAUUGAACUGGUUUGCAAGGGAAUUGCUGACCUCAAUCAGCAAGAAUAUCUGACAACAACACUUAGUUUAAGCCAUGUUGUUAAGAUCAAAAGACGAUCCUACGUUAAGGCUAAUACACCCUUUUCUAAUUAUGACAUCUGUAACAACUUGCAUUCAUAUAGUGACUUUCAAAUCAUAGAACGUUCCAAACUUGCCAGGAGCAAUUAUCAGCCAGUGUUUAAUAUUGAGUCACAAAGAUGUGAACAGAUCUUGGUCAAAUGUGUAUGUUUUUAAUUGCAUCUCUAAAUAUGAGAUCCAGACAUGGUAUUCCAGUGUCAGAGGCUUGCACUGAAAUGGAGAUGUGCACGAUGCUAAAGUAGGAGGAAUAUUGGCUUCAAAGGGCAAGAUAGCCAAAGCAAGAGAGGGAUUUGAAUAAAGAUGAGAAUUUUAAAAUUGAGCUAUUGCCGGAUGAGGACAGCAUAUAAGUGGGUGAACAGGGAAAUGAUAGGUGAACGGACUGUGCAAGUUAGGGUACGGAUCAUGUUUUGGAUGUGUUCAAAUUUGUGCAGGGUGUAAACCAGGAGAGCAUUGGAAUAGUGAAGUCUAGGGAAACAAGGUUACGGAUGAGGAAUUCUGUAAGCAGGUGAAGUGCGAAGGGUUUGGAAAGAGAAUUGGAUGAAGUCAGAUGUUAAGACGGUAUUUGGUUUGGCUAGGGAGAAGGUUUGUGUCAGUGGUGAAGAUUUAAGGCUAGUGAUGGAGCCAGAAGAAGAUGGGUGGUCUGUCCAAAGUUUAAUGGGAGAAAGCUUCUGCUCAUUUGAUAUUGCAUGUUGAACAGGUUUUCUAAUGAUUUAUGAAGUAAAUUUUUUUUACCCGUUUAUUGGUGUGAGGCAUACAGUGCAGUCUGUCUACACCGUAUUUCCACUUCUGUCUUCUGCAUUCAGUUAUUGAAGUUAUUGGUAAAGUUUGCAAUGUAAAAAGAAGCUGUUGAUGAGUGCUAGACUAAUGCAUUCUUGGUUGGAAAUAACAGUAGCCAAGUGGGAGGUUAUGAAACAAAUGAUGAAACAUUCAUUGACUAUGAAGCUAAAAGCUGCAGUGAGAAGGUUUUUGGAAGAAAGCUGAACUCUUUGUGGUUGGUUAUAGUAAUUUUUAUGGAGAAGGAUUGUAUUCUAGCAAAAAUUUGUCCCAUGAACACCAACACUAGAGGCCAUGUGGUCAUUAUCUCAUUGGGACCUUGACAAGUGCGAAUUGUCCAUUACGGUGCUCAACACCAGAAAUUACUGACUGUGCUUCAAAGUACUUUUAAUUGGGACUUCCUGAAACUGAGAAUUGCUAUAUAAAAUGCAAGCUUGUUUGUCAGUUGUCAGAAGCUGCUUAAGAAGCAAACGAAGGUGUCUUAAUAUAAUAAUUGAGGGGGAUGACUUGUUUUGAGAAAAUUCCUUUGUAAUGUCUUGACUGAGGUAGGUAAAAGUAAUGCAUUUUAGUUCUUACUAUGUUGGGCCUGCAGUCCUGAAGAAAAGCAUACCCUUUUCCCUUCUGGUUUUGUCCAGUUUUAAGCCACUAUUUCUUAAGGUUAGUUGGCUCUUUGUUUGCAGAUUGCAUGUAAAUAAUGAACAGCACUGCUUUGGUAGUCAAUAAACAAUUGUGUAAGGUAUUUCGUAUGUAGGGUUUUAAGCAUGUUAGAACUUGUCAGCCAUUGUGAGACUUAUCUUGCAGAUUACCACCAUGUUAGAAAGCAGUAAACAAUCCUAAUGGACAUCACUUACCAGCUUCCUCCUUCCCUUCUAUAAAGACACUUGACUUCUGGUGGAAUAGUUUCCACAAUAUGUAUUGUCAUAAAAUAUUUUGGUCUUCUGAGGCCAUGGAUCCAAGUAAAAUCCAUUUCUGAUCCUGCCCAUACAUUUCCAAACACUCAUGCCUUUUCACUACCAAAUAAAUAGAGGUAGUAAUUGAAAGCAAGAAUUCUAGUGACUUUCUUUUAAACUCUCCCCUGAAUAUCAGCCCUGAGUUUGAAAAUGUCUCUCUGGUUGAGAGAAUAGGACUUAAACACAGAGUGAUGGCCUGUAUGCCUUUCUAUCACUUGGCAGCUGCACUAUCUACAAGGCCAUCAGGGGGAGUUUAACUUCUGUUAUCUGCAUUGAUUUUUGAACGUGGCAUAGCUCUGAAUCUGAACUAACACUUUUCAUUGUUCUUGCACUGCUGUGUUGUAAUACUCAGUCUUUUAACUUAUGAGUUAAUUAAUAAAAAUAUUACAUUUA